Messenger RNA from Rhodotorula toruloides NP11, 2364 nucleotides. Its product is annotated as Zn(2)-C6 fungal-type transcription factor. Gene Ontology annotation, biological process: regulation of DNA-templated transcription. Gene Ontology annotation, molecular function: DNA-binding transcription factor activity, RNA polymerase II-specific; transcription cis-regulatory region binding; zinc ion binding. Gene Ontology annotation, cellular component: nucleus. The transcript is spliced from 7 exons. The record is from RefSeq and is a predicted model, not a curated record. The coding region runs from base 1 to 2364 and encodes 787 amino acids. NCBI's taxonomy places the organism in Eukaryota, Fungi, Basidiomycota, Microbotryomycetes, Sporidiobolales, Sporidiobolaceae.
AUGUCCAACAGCGUCUCGUACAGCGUCUCGUUGGCGUCGUCGUCGCCAAUCGCCUCGACCAGCUCAGCGGGGACGAUGUUGUCGCAGCCGAGCGAGGCGACUACAGCGGGUGUCGUCGUCGGUCAGCAGGCUGCCCAGCAACUGCGCGCAGCUCUCGCGCGGGUCGCAGAGCUGUCUGAGGCGGAGGAAGGGACUGUUGCGGCGAGAGCGCUGCGGCGGAAGACCGCGGCGGCAGCAAAGGGCGAGGUUGUCGAGAAGACGUACACCAAGGCGUGCGCAGCCUGCAGGAAGGCAAAGAACCGCUGCCUGUCCCAGUCCAACACGACGGUGUGUCCUCGAUGCGUCCAGCUGGGACUCAAGUGUCAGUAUCCCGAGACGAGGAACCGCGGGCCAAAGAGGCGGUUGAGCAAGACGCAGAGGGCGCUUCGAGACAUACGGCGCAACAUCGAGGCCGUCCUGGCGGGGAGCGCGACGCUGGACCCGCUCGACGAGGAGGACGACCCCGACAGCGCCGGCGAGUCCGACUUGCAGGGAGUCGACGGGGCAACGAGCUUGUUGCGGAAUCCUCUUGCCCUCCUCGCAUCUCAGGCUCAGGCUCGCCUCGACGCUCCUCGUCCAGCCGACAGAACGAGCGAUAUUGACUCGUCAGAGAGCUACUUUGACGGAGGCUUGUACGUCGCGCGGCCCGAACACGACUUCUCCCUCGACCCCAUCGCCUGCGGCAUCCUCACUAUCGAUGACCUUGACCGCCUCCUCAAACUCUACUUCGAACACCUCUUCCCGUUUCUCUAUCUCCUCCUGCCCGACCUUCAUACCGUCGACUUCCUCCGCCUCACCUCGCCCUUCCUCACAACCUGUAUCGCCUUUGUCGCUUCGACGUAUGACUCGCUCUCGGGCCAUCUUACGCCGCUGCUCGAGCGCCAAGCUCUCUCGCUCGCCGUCCGCAUCUUCGAGGAGGGCUUGAAGAGCAUCGAGAUUGUCCAGGGUUUCUUCGUCCUCUCACACUGGGCGUCUCCCUCUCGCGCCUGGGUCGACGACCGCGCCUUCCAGUUCCUCGGGCAGGCCUGGCGCAUUGCCGCCGAACUGCGCAUCAACUUGCCGCUCGACCCGUCUUCUCUUGCGUCGUACAACCUCGGCAAGCCUCUCACGAACGAAAUGUAUGCGCUGUUCGUCAGGAAUCGGAGGCUUACUUGGUCGUUACUGUUUUGCGGCGAGUUGGCGAUUUGCGUACAGACGGGCAGAAUCGACAUGAUCAGGACACCGCCUGUACCCACCCACAACUCCUCGCCGACACACCUCCCCUUCGAGCUCCCGAACUAUCACUACGCCGCAAACCUUCACGUGAACGCCAUCUUCUCCAAAUCGAUCUCGCUCGCGAACGGCUUGCGCGAAGAUGGCGACUCGGCGGAUGGCUUGCGCGCGUCUUUCAUGGCUUUCUGGAAGCCUGCGAUGAAGGCUUGGAGGACUCGUUGGCCGGACGUCAAUCCCUUCAUCGACAUUCACGCCGAGAACAACAUCAUUCUUCUCAACCUCGUGUCGCUGAGGUUCCGCGGAGGGUCGAAGGAUGCGGUGCUCGAGGAUUGCAAGAGGGCGGCGAUACGGACGAUACAGAAGGUCAGCAGCUGGGAGGAUAGCGUGACGCAGCUGCCGUACUGCUCAAAUUUCGUCGUCGUCAACAUCGCAUACGGUGCAAUCCUCCUCCUACAGCUCGCCCUCCGCCUCGAUCACGGCGUCACCCCUUCGCACCGCGAAAAGAUUCUCCGCGUCGCCUCGAUCCUCCAGCAAAUCGGACAAAGCAGGCCCAACGCCAUUUCGGUUGCGACGUUGCACGCUGAGCGGAUCUUGCGACUCGUCAACUCGCUUGACUCGUCUGACUCGACAUCGGUUGUUGAGCAGCAGCCGCCUUCUCAGCCUGCUGUCGACGGGACGAAAUGUCCGUCGUUCUACACCGGCCUCCAUCCUCCCGUCUGGCCCAUCGCCGCCAAAAGUGCCCCGCCCAGCAACGCCCCAAUUCAGCAGGUCGCCAUCGACGACGAAGGCUUGGCUUCCCCCUCCGCAGCUACCGUUUCCGACCUUACCGCCGCCUAUUCGUGGCUCUUUCCUCCCUCCGGCGAGUUCGCCCCACCCUUCCCUUCUUCCUCACACCCAUCUUACGAUCCCACCGCUCCCUUCCCCUCUCUCACCGCCCCAACCACCGCCGACCCAUUCUCCCUCCCACCUCAAACCGACUUCCUCGAUAUGACGGCCCACGAUCCGAUGAUGGGCUGGCUCUGGGGCGGAGCGGCGGGUGUGGGAGGGACGAGUGGGACGGAGGGAAUGGAGGCGCAGUUGGCGGCGUUGUUGGGGGAGGUAGGACAGUUGUGA